Messenger RNA from Amoebophrya sp. A120, 1649 nucleotides. The record is from the annotation of a GenBank genome assembly. NCBI's taxonomy places the organism in Eukaryota, Dinophyceae, Syndiniales, Amoebophryaceae.
ACCCACCCACCCGCCAAGGUCUUGCUGAAAAGCGAAAACUAUCCGGAGGUGAGCGGAUGGUAUUUCCUGACGCAUACCGUGACGCAGGUCGGGGGCCUGAUCUACCCGAUGUACAAAUCGGAGCUUGCCACUGGCAGGCCGGUUUUCACGCUCGGCGCAACGCAACCCGGACGCGACAACGUAGCCGGAGUGGACCUGGUGCAGUGGGGGAUUUGUGGGCCACUCGGCACGAAAACGCUGUAUCCAAAGAGACAGAACCUCUCGUCCAAGAAGUUGCAAAAUCACCAGAAUAAGCAUGCAGAUGAGCACAUGCACAAAAAACAAAAAGGUCAGCGCCGGCACCGAGAGUUGCACUCCCCCGCCGACAACAAUUCCUUUUUUCAUGCAGGUGACGGAAAAAAAUAAGCCACGCAGGCUUCUACAAGCUGUAUCUAUGUAUCAUUAGCGCUUUUGGAUGAAGUUGGUUUGUCUCCUCCUCCUGGAUAAUGUAGAGGGCCGCUGUAAUGCGCGGGCCGGGUCCGUGUCGCCCGCUCAUCUUGUCACAAUGGCGUGGACUUGGUCUAUAAAAGAGGACAGCCAGGUAGUGACCGACAGCUACGCAUGUGUCGUGGGCGUUUCGUUUCCCACUGCUCUCGACAUUUCAACGUUUCGCGUUUUUGAUCACCCCAAACCGACGGUCAUCGCUCCGGGACAUCAAGGAAAAGUGGAAAUUCCACCGGCGGUCGCGGAUCAAGGAAUUGGCAUGCCGAAGGGACUUUUGUCAGCGUUUCUGAAGAAACAAGGCAAGUGACUUUUCGUGCGUUUUUUUGGUGCUCGUAUUCUUGAUGAUAGUUAAGAGAAGGGCUUGCGCAUCGUUUACAAAAUCAAACGGAAAUGCAUACUUAUCACCAGGUGCCUGCUGCCGCAGAUUUUUCGAAGACGCGUACCAGAACCGUUUUCAUCGCGCAAGGCCGGCAGUGACCACAGGCGCUUCCUGCUGCCUCUGCUGCGCAUUCUUUCGGAGCACGAAUACGAAAAUUGCGGCGCAUGGCGAUCUGCACCGGGCCUGCUUCGGAAAUUCCGGAAAGAUGCCCCAGGGUAUGCACUGCUACAAUUUCCUCGAUGUGGAAGAAGUGGAGGCUGCUGAGAACUUUCUGGACGCCGAGUACACGAGGAUGCGGCUGCAGACUGGCGUUGAAGCAGGUGAACAGGACAAGCAAAAAAAGCAGUCCGCCCUGUCAGUGUACCAGGAGUUUUUGGCGAGAUUGGAGUACGAGGAGCACUGUCUUGGCGAACAGUCGAACUCAAGUCACUGCUCGACAACAAGUAGCAAAGGGUUUCCAGUGCCUUUCAAGAUCGAACCAGCCUUCUUACCAUAUCCAGACUGAAAGUGAUCGUUUGCCUGUGCCAGCGUAGCCAACUGUUCCACGAGAGAACUACGUGUAUUGUCAGCCCCCAUGAUCAUGUGGAAAAAUAGAAGAUGCACUUGGAAGGAUCGCUGCGCUCUCAUUCCUGUUUGAGCUGCUGUUGUAACGCCUCGUGAGAAGGCAGGGUGUGGGUACUUGAAAAGUUGCGACGCGUUGGCAAGCGCGCUAGGAUAUUUUCCAAGUUCCAUACUAUUGGUUGCGGAUCUGGAGCGGCCUUCCCGCCAACGCUUGGCGCUCUGCGGA